ACCGCCUUUGCUCCCGCCUUCGCCCGCCGGGCUGCGCCCAGAGCUCCCUUGCUCGCCGGGGAUGCCCUGGUGGGAGGCUCUGGUCCCUGCCUUUCAGGAAAGUGCCUGGCCAUCACGCGGCGCUCACGCCCACCACCUGCCCUCUUUCUAGGCACCGCGCGAUUUUUCUUUUUUUGUCGGUGAAGUAACUUUUGCAUUCCCGCCUCCCCCCACCACCCCAAACGGUCCCAGGGACCAGAGGCGGCGCCGAGCCUGGGGGCGGUUCCUUGGCAGCGCCGGUUCGAGUCGCAGCCAGACUUUUGCUCCUGGGCUAGGUUUGCAUCAUCCCCAUCACACCCUCGGGGAAGAGGAGCCAGCCCCCUUUCCAGUCUCAGCUUCCGGCCGAGCGACCCCUCCCCCUCCGGGUCCCCCCAGGCCCUUUUCCUACCUUCCUCAGCAGGGCACCCCCUCUGCAGCACUAGCUGCCCCUCGCUGCCCUCCUCCAUCUCUUGUUGGAUGUUGCCCACUCCUUAAGGAAGGAUGGUUGAUUUGGAGAGCGAAGUGCCCCCUCUGCCUCCCAGGUACAGAUUUCGGGAUUUGCUGCUAGGGGACCAAGGCUGGCAAAAUGAUGACAGGGUCCAAGUUGAAUUCUACAUGAAUGAAAACACAUUUAAGGAGAGAUUAAAAUUGUUUUUCAUAAAAAACCAGAGAUCAAGUCUAAGAAUCCGCUUGUUCAACUUUUCCCUCAAAUUGUUAAGCUGCUUAUUAUACAUUAUCCGAGUGCUGCUUGAAAAACCUUCACAGGGAAAUGAAUGGUCUCACAUAUUUUGGGUUAACAGAAGUCUACCUUUAUGGGGCUUACAGGUCUCAGUGGCAUUGAUCAGUCUAUUUGAAACAAUACUCCUUGGUUAUCUCAGUUAUAAGGGAAAUAUCUGGGAACAGAUUUUAAGAAUCCCAUUCAUCUUGGAAAUAAUCAAUGCAGUCCCCUUCAUUAUCUCAAUAUUCUGGCCUGCCUUAAGGAAUCUAUUUGUUCCAGUUUUUCUAAACUGUUGGCUUGCCAAACAUGCCUUGGAAAAUAUGAUUAAUGAUCUUCAUAGAGCCAUUCAACGAACACAGUCUGCAAUGUUUAAUCAAGUUUUGAUUUUGAUAUCUACAUUGCUAUGCCUUAUCUUCACUUGCAUUUGUGGAAUUCAGCAUCUGGAACGAAUUGGCAAGAAACUCAAUCUCUUUGAUUCCCUCUAUUUCUGCAUUGUGACAUUUUCUACUGUGGGCUUUGGGGAUGUCACUCCGGAAACAUGGUCCUCCAAGCUAUUUGUGGUUGCUAUGAUCUGCGUUGCUCUUGUGGUACUCCCCAUACAGUUUGAGCAAUUAGCCUAUUUGUGGAUGGAGAGACAAAAGUCAGGUGGAAACUAUAGUCGUCACAGAGCUCAGACUGAGAAGCACGUUGUCCUGUGUGUCAGCUCAUUGAAGAUCGACUUACUUAUGGAUUUUCUAAAUGAAUUCUAUGCACAUCCAAGACUGCAGGAUUAUUAUGUGGUGAUUUUGUGUCCCACGGAGAUGGAUGUGCAAGUGCGGAGGGUGCUACAGAUUCCAAUGUGGUCCCAGAGAGUGAUCUACCUUCAAGGCUCAGCACUUAAAGAUCAGGAUCUCCUGAGAGCAAAGAUGGACAAUGCGGAGGCCUGUUUCAUUCUGAGCAGCCGCUGCGAAGUGGACAGAACAUCGUCUGACCACCAAACAAUUUUGAGAGCAUGGGCUGUGAAAGAUUUUGCUCCAAAUUGUCCUUUGUAUGUCCAGAUAUUAAAACCUGAAAAUAAGUUCCACAUCAAAUUUGCAGAGAAGGGCAACAGUCUCCAGAACAGUGGCAGAAGAUGUACGGGAGGUGCUCAGGAAAUGAAGUCUAUCACAUCGUUUUGGAAGAAAGUACAUUUUUUGCAGAAUAUGAAGGGAAGAGUUUUACCUAUGCCUCUUUCCAUGCACACAAAAAGUCCUCGAUACAUUAUGAAUGCUUCAGAUAUAUGUUUUUAUAUUAAUAUUACCAAAGAAGAAAAUUCAGCAUUUAAGAACCAAGACCAGCAGAGAAAAAGCAAUGUGUCAAGGUCAUUUUAUCAUGGGCCUUCCAGAUUACCUGUCCACAGCAUCAUUGCCAGCAUGGGUACUGUGGCUAUAGACUUGCAAGACACAAGCUGUAGGGCAGCAAGUGGCCCUACCCUAGCUCUUCCUUCAGAAGGAAGCAAAGAAUUAAGAAGACCUAGUAUUGCUCCUGUUUUAGAGGUUGCAGAUUCAUCAUCAAUUCAGACAUGUGAUCUUCUAAGUGACCAAUCAGAAGAUGAAACUACACCAGAUGAAGAAACUUCUUCAAAUUUAGAAUAUGCCAAGGGCUACCCUCCUUACUCUCCAUACAUAGGAAGUUCACCUACUUUUUGUCAUCUACUUCAAGAAAAAGUACCUUUCUGCUGCUUAAGAUUAGACAAGAGUUGCCAGCAUAACUACUAUGAGGACGCAAAAGCCUAUGGAUUCAAAAAUAAACUAAUUAUAGUUGCAGCUGAAACAGCUGGGAAUGGAUUAUAUAAUUUUAUUGUACCUCUCAGGGCAUAUUAUAGACCAAAGAAAGAAUUAAAUCCCAUAGUUCUGCUAUUGGAUAACCCGCCAGAUAUGCAUUUUCUGGAUGCAAUCUGUUGGUUUCCAAUGGUUUACUACAUGGUGGGCUCUAUUGACAACCUAGAUGACUUGCUCAGGUGUGGAGUGACAUUUGCUGCCAACAUGGUGGUUGUGGACAAAGAGAGCACCAUGAGUGCAGAGGAAGACUACAUGGCAGACGCUAAAACCAUUGUGAACGUGCAGACCCUUUUCAGGUUGUUUUCCAGUCUCAGUAUUAUCACUGAGCUUACUCACCCAGCAAAUAUGAGAUUCAUGCAGUUCAGAGCCAAGGACUGUUACUCUCUUGCACUUUCAAAACUGGAAAAGAAAGAGCGAGAACGAGGCUCUAACCUGGCCUUUAUGUUCCGACUGCCUUUCGCGGCUGGACGAGUGUUCAGCAUCAGCAUGUUGGACACGCUUCUGUAUCAGUCAUUUGUGAAAGAUUAUAUGAUUUCUAUCACCAGACUUCUGUUGGGACUGGACACCAUACCAGGAUCGGGGUUUCUUUGUUCUAUGAAAAUCACUGAAGAUGACUUGUGGAUCAGAACAUAUGCCAGACUCUAUCAGAAGCUGUGUUCUUCUACGGGAGAUGUUCCCAUUGGGAUCUACAGGACGGAAUCUCAGAAACUAACGACAUCUGAGUCUCAAAUAUCCAUCAGUGUGGAAGAGUGGGAAGACACCAAAGAUGCCAAAGAGCCGGGGCACCACCGUGGCAUUCACCGCAACUCAACCUCCAGCGACCAGUCGGACCACCCCUUGCUGCGGAGGAAGAGCAUGCAGUGGGCCCGGAGGCUGAGCAGAAAAGGCCCGAAACACUCCGGUAAAACUGCAGAAAAAAUAACCCAGCAGCGGCUGAACCUCUACAGGAGGUCCGAAAGACAGGAGCUUGCUGAACUUGUGAAAAAUAGGAUGAAACACCUGGGCCUUUCUAUGGUGGGCUACGAUGAAAUGAAUGAUCAUCAAAGCACACUGUCCUACAUCCUGAUCAAUCCAUCUCCAGAUACCAGGCUUGAGCUAAAUGAUGUUGUAUACUUGAUUCGACCAGAUCCACUGUCCUACCUGCCAAACAGUGAACCCAGUAGGAAAAACAGCAUCUGCAAUGCCACUGUUCAAGACUCUAGGGAGGAAACUCAACUCUGAUGGAAAGAAAAUAAGAGACCUUAUUUUCCCUAUAGGGACCUUGCUUGAAAUCACUAAAAUGUAGAUGGUCCUAAGAAACGGACUGGAAGGUACUCAGUUUCUCACUUUUCUUCUAUUUAAAAACAAAAUCUAUUCUCUCAGAAGUACAGAUAAUUUUGAAACUUCAUGUGGUAUUUAUUUAAAUUUCAUCACUGGGAGAUUCUGAAAAAUGAAUAUAAAAUACAGAAGUUGAAAUCUGAUAUUUAACUGUUCAAGAAUAAUCAGAAUUGUAUGCAUCCUAUUUUAAAACAUUACUAAGACUGUAUGAAAACAAAGAAAUCCACCUAUAUUCAGUGCAUCACAAGGGCACUGAAGCCUGAUUUUAUCCUUAUAAUUAAAUAUAUUAAUAUAUUGCUUAAAUUUGCUGUUUCUAAAAUUGAGCCCACUAAGAAUGUCUGCUUAUCUCUAUGUAGAGAUUAACCACUAACUUCUGUGGCUGACUUCUGUCUAGGAAUCAUAGUUUUCUUCAGAAUAGAUCUUUAGAGUCAUUUAUGUCUGUUUUUCCAUAUAUUAUUGUGUUCAUUUUAGAAUCCAAGAUAUCCAUAGCAUGUUUAUUAUUCAGAAGACACUAAAAUACAAAGAAAUAUUAAUCACCUGGGCUUUUUGGUGACUUCAUAUCUAAUGCACAUUUUAUGCCAAGAAAAGUUUACUUAAGAGAAAAUAUUUUUGUUCUCCUAAAAAGUACCUAAUAUAGAGAAAACAAUACAUAUCUUUUCAGCUAAUAUGAAUGUGAAAAUUGGAAUAUCACCUGUAUAUAUCAUAUGAGCAGUGAUGAUUUCCAUUACUGUUGGCUUUAAUAUAUUUCAUUUAGCUAUAUAGUAAAUUUCAGUAGGAAAAUGGGUCAAAGUUUAAAAGAAGAGUAUUUAUACAUUUUAUGGACCACAGGAACACUUUAAAACAUGUCUUUGAUAUUAAAUACUCACACUUAAAAUCUGAUUAAUAUGAAAAUAAUCAAACAUAUCUAUACCUUAACAUUAUAAGGAAAAUAUCAUUAACACAGAUAUUUCUUGUAUUUUAAAUUUAAUAUGAAUUAUUCAGAAUGUGACAGAUAUAUUUAAUAUAAAUAAUACUCUUGCCUUUAGUCUCUAUUUUUUUUCUUCAUAAAUACAACAAAACUCACAAGAGGAUGAAUACAUACACAGUUUGCCAAAUCAAAUAGACUAAUAAAGUGGUCCCAUGAGAGACAUAUUGGUACUUUUCAAAAAUAAAAAUUCUGUUUUUUCUCUCUUUCUUUAUUAUGAGCAUGACACUUGUGACCUAAAAUAGUCCAUGUAAGAAAUGAAAUAUUUUCUCCUUUCUUAUCAUCAUAAAACAAAUCAUAGGAAAGGAAAAUAAAUUCUUUUAAAAUAUGAAGCUUAACAUCCUCCCAAUAAUCAUACAGAAAAAUAGAAGCAUAAAAUGUGAAAUCAAAUCUUCUAUCCAUUUUACAAUUUUACUGGAGAAUAUAGAUUUUUUUUUAUUACCAGUACUUCACAUUAUCUAUAAUUUAGAAUGAGAAAAACAUGAAGCAUUCCCAAAAAAACAGAGAUGCUCUCUAGUUUUCAGAGAAGUUUGGUUAAAGCAAGGUACUUCAAAUUGAGAGCAUGCCUUAAAAUGUCAACAUUGUAUGCAAAAAGUGUGUAUUAUGAAUGUGAAAUACAUUUGAAAAACACCACAUGAUGUUAAAAUUGAAAGAAUUGAGUUAAUGUAUGCAAUAGAUAAAACAUAUUGAAUAUACUGACUUAUUUUACAUUUGGAUAUCAGUAGUCAAGUAAGAGCUUUCUUUAGAUUAACAUUUUUUUAUUCCAUUACAGUUCUUUUAGGAAUAAAUGUCAGAUUUUAAAAGUCUUGUAUUUCCCAAUGAGGUCUGAAGUUUAGUAUUUUUGCAUUAUGACAGUUGCUAAGACUGGGAUUUUAAGCUAGGAUAUGACUAUAUUUCCUAUAAAACUAAAAAUUUUGUUUCAUAAAUUUUAAAGUAAUUAUUUUUUUGAUUAUGAAUAUUAGUCCAAAUUUAAUAUUUGACAGAAUUAAUAUUGCUUGCUAUAACAAUGGUUGUUUCUAGUCUUUCUGAUUAUUUGAAGAAUAAAUGAUGCUUAUUAAAGGACUUUGAACAAACUGAUGGUUUUUUUUAAAUAAUGACACUUGCACAUGAAGAUUAAAACAUGAAGUAAUCAUGCUCUUAGCCCUUCGAGAAUUGGUUUGGUUUAUUGUCUAUGUGACAUUUUGCUACCGGUUUCAUUGAAUUGCUUUAAAAAUAGAUAAUAAUAAAAUUAUUUCUGAUGAU
This is a messenger RNA of Peromyscus leucopus (white-footed mouse), 6058 nucleotides long. It is a transcript of the gene Kcnt2, whose product is annotated as potassium sodium-activated channel subfamily T member 2. The record is from RefSeq and is a predicted model, not a curated record. Gene Ontology annotation, molecular function: intracellular sodium-activated potassium channel activity. Gene Ontology annotation, biological process: potassium ion transport. Gene Ontology annotation, cellular component: membrane. The transcript has 27 exons. Lineage: Eukaryota; Metazoa; Chordata; Mammalia; Rodentia; Cricetidae. The coding region runs from base 520 to 3756 and encodes 1078 amino acids.